Molecule: messenger RNA, 1632 nt
Organism: Aspergillus calidoustus
Lineage: Eukaryota; Fungi; Ascomycota; Eurotiomycetes; Eurotiales; Aspergillaceae
Source: the annotation of a GenBank genome assembly
AUGUCUCGUCGGAAUCCUUCUUACGACAUCCUCAUAGUCGGCGCGGGGUUCUCGGGGAUAACCCUCCUGCACACCCUCCGCCAACACGGCUACGCCUCCUGCCGAAUCUACGAAUCCGGCAGCGACCUCGGUGGUGUCUGGCACUCGAAUACAUACCCGGGCUGCCGGGUUGAUACAGAGGGGUCGAUCUACCAACUCUCCAUCCCGGAGGUAUACUCGACGUUCUCGUUUAGAGAGAAGUAUCCGUCGGCCGACGAGAUGCGGCGGUAUUUCGCGCACGUGGAGCGCGUGUUGGAUGUGAAGAAGGAUGUCGAGUUUGGGGUCACGGUUGCGGGGGCGUGGUUUGAUGCACACGCCGAGGGGGAACGGAAGUGGAGGGUUGAGACGGGGGAUGGGCGCGUGACGCAUUGUCGGUUCCUCAUUUUAUGUGUCGGGUCGAGUUCCGAGAGGUAUGUUCCUGAUAUCCCGGGUCUGGAGACCUUCAAGGGGCAGGUGUGUCAUUCGGCAGAGUGGCCGAGGGGCCGGGUUGAUGUUGCUGGGAAGAAGGUUGCCAUUAUUGGGACUGGUGCGUCAGGUGUGCAGAUUAUCCAGUCCUGGGCGAAGGAGGCGGGGAACCUCGUUGUCUUCCAGCGGACACCGAAUCUCGCGCUCCCGAUGCAGCAGGAGGCUCUUUCGCCUGAGGCUCAGAGGAACAUCAUAGAGGAACUCCCACGGAUUUUCGCGGACCGCCAAAAGACAUGGAGCGGGUACCUCGACGAGUCAACCCCAGAGAAGACAUUCGAUGCUAGUCCCGAAUCCCGCGAAGCCCACUUCGAGGCCCUGUAUAAGCGCGGCGGCUUCGCGUUCUACCUCGCCGGGUAUAGCGACCUGCUCACGGACGAAGCCGCGAACCGCGAGGCAUACAAUUUCUGGCUGAAGAAGACGCGCGCGAGAAUCAUUGAUCCCCGGAAGAGAGACAUCCUUGCGCCGCUGGAGCCGCCGCAUCCAGCGGGCGCGAAGCGGUCGUCAUUUGAACAGGAUUAUUUCGAGCAGUUCAACAGGCCGAAUGUGCAACUUGUCAAUCUCCGCGAGCCGGGGCAGGCGAUCAGGGCUGUGAGGUCUGACGAGAUUGAGGUGGAGGAUGGGACGGUCUACCCUGUUGAUGUGAUUGCGCUUGCGACGGGGUUCAAUAGUCUUACGGGGAGUUUGACGUGUAUACCCGGACUGCGGAAUACGUCUGGUGUCACACUGGCCGAGGAAUGGUCUAAAGAUGGCGCGAGCACGUAUCUCGGCUUGACGCGCAGAGGGUAUCCGAAUAUGUUCCUCUGCUACUCCGUGCACGGACCGGCCGCACUGAGCAACGGCCCAGCAUCAAUUGAGAUCCAGGCGAAAUGGAUCGUGGAUGCGAUUCGUAAGAUUGACGAGUCGGGUCUGAGCUACAUUGAACCUACAGAAGAGGCGGAGAAGACGUGGAAGGCCACGGUUAACAUGAUCACCAGUAUAACGCUGUUUCCCAAGGCGGACUCGUGGUAUAUGGGGGCGAAUAUUCCGGGCAAGAAGAGGGAGAUGCUGAAUUUUCCCGGAGGGUUGCCGCUGUAUGAGCAGAUGUGCCGCAAGGCGUUGGAGAACUGGGAGGGGUUUGUUACUGUAUAG